CUCCGAUCAAAAUGGCAGCCUGUAAUGGGGCACUGCGGUGUGCACAAUGUUGCUACUCGCUAACGUCCGUGUUAAAUGUCCCUCUAAACGGUUUGACGAAAAAAAUAGAAGUCUGUUCGCGAAUUAAUUGAAACAACGGCUCUUUCAAUAAAUCAUAGAAUAUUCGGGUUUGGAGUCAUGCGUGAAUUUCGUCGUAAUCGUCGCGUGACUCGAUUCUUCCAUCUCGUGCUCGUCUAUCAACGAAUGUAGCCAUAUUUUUGUUCUCUAUCUUUCUCUUUCUGUGUUAUCCGGCGAAAAAAAGCCCCCUGCAAAAUCGCGAAAACUUGGCGAACGAGAAAGUUUUCAAUUGUGCCUCAUCAAGAUUGCAUUGGUGAAUACGAGAGUACGAGACUUUAACCGCGUUUGUAUUGCCUCUUUGUCGAAAUGUAAAAGACGAUUCUCUACGCGAGAACAUUUCGACGUUUGUGUCAAGUUCCCGCGGUGACGCCUCGACGAGUUCCUGGACACCGGACCCGGGUGUUUUUCGGACCUCUAAGGUUAUCAACGAUGCUAACUUUUUUAGUUUUUUUCUCUAAACAGUGUUUAUUCAAGUCGGACUUUUCGCGCGAGUGAUAAAAGGCGGAAAAACUUCUUUUUUUUUUUCUUGAGACUGAAUGUCAAGAAUCUGCUGAUUCGAGUUAGAAGUUUUAAUUCUCAAGGAUGUGAAAUGAAACCGUUGAAAAACAUCGACGCCGUCACUCGAUGAGAGUAAGAUGGAACGUUGCAUCUCGUGAGACAGACCUUUUCAAGAAAAUACCCUCGUAUGUGUUAGGGUAGAACAAGUUAAUGAGUAGAAAUACUUUUCUACAAGUUAAUGAUAGUGUACUGCAAUAGUCUUUUCAAAGAUUAUGUUAUGUAUGAUCCGGCGAUUAAUCGCACAUUUUUGGUGAGAAAGAGCCUGCUGAGGGCAGGCUAGGCACCCUGGUGCCAAGCGUGGGUGAUGGAUCCUGUUGGCCCAUGGUAUGCGUCGUACAACCGUUUGGCCGCGGGAACUGCGUCGGGUAGCUUUCAAGCAGCAGGAUCAUCGCCGAGCGGUGAAUUUGUGGCGCAUCAUUUAACGACAGCGGCUAGCCAGGCGGUACCGUCGACGACAACGUCGCAGUUAUUGCUGCAAGCUGCCCACACAACCGCUUCAUUGGCUGGACAACCGUCGCCGUUCAAUCCGGGGGGCUUUUUGUCGCCGCCGCCGGUCGGCUACGACGUGUUCUCGCCGCUGUUCCACCAUCCGAAUUCGAAGCAGGCCCACUAUGUCACACAGCAUCGUCAAGCAUUGGCGCAGGUCCAGCAACAGCAGCAGCAACAACAGCAACAACAACAACAACAACAGCAACAACAACAACAGCAACAACAACAACAACAAUCAGUUCCCAACACAAAACAGUCAACUCCAGAACCAGAGGCACCACUUCGUGAAAAUUACAACUCGUCCCAUCAGCAACAAGCAACGUUUUUCGAGCAUCAACCGCAGUCAUCGUCACCAACAGCAGCGACGCUUGCUUGGGCUCAUCAAGGCAAUUCUCAGCUUCCAAGUCCGUUCGGAAUAUUGCCACAUGAGAGUGUUGUACCGUCGUCUCCGGGACCUCCUUCGACAAAAGCCGGUGGCACACCGUACGAGACCAACUUCAAUUCCCACUUCCCCUCGUCCGGUCAAUCUAUAAGCAACCUCAACUCCCAACAACUGUCCUCCAGCGGGGUUAAUCAAUCGGAAUUCAAAUCGGCGAAUUAUUCGGACGGCGGUAAGAAAGGGUCGAACGUCGUAAGGACGACGUCACCAACUGUUGCAUCGAAAAACGCGGUAUCGACGUCACCAGCUGCGAGCGGUGGACAAGCUUUUUUUCAACAAGUUCCCGGCUCCUUUUCUUCGGACGCGCUAAACUCAAACUCUUACAAUCCUGUCAACGAGAAUCAGACAACCAAUUCAAAGUCUGUUCAAGGCACCCUGCAACAUCAGCAACAACAGCAGACUUGUAUCGUAUCGUCAGCCAGUAAUAAUGCUACUAAAGAUUAUCGUAUUCCUCAGCCUCCGAUCGCUGCUAGAGCAGCUGCAGCAACUACCAUAUUUUUAAAUACCUCAGUUCGUUCUUCCGUUGCUCAGGGGCAAGAAAAAAAUACGGUACCACGAAACUUUACCUCUCCUUCGGGAAAAACCGCGUCCAACGCUCAACAGGUCGUGCAGACGAAAGCGCAGGCCAAAAUAUAUCCGGAAAUAGUGAGUCACGGGGACGUGAGGAGAAACGAUACUGUACACGAGAACAGUCAAUCUUCGCCGAUAAGUUUUUCCAUAAUGGAUUCCCGAAAUAUAAAUUAUCCGGGCAACAGCGGUAACGGUUGUACCAACAAUGGUAAUAGCAAAAUUGCCAACAGCCAGAGAGCUGCAUCGAAUAGCAAUAUGCAGUCGCAACAGCAGCAACAACAGUUUCACGUUCUCAAUCAGCAGCAAACAACAUCUUAUAGACAUUAUUCAACGGGAUCACAGAGCGAUUCGGAAUAUCAUCAUCCGGGAAGAUCGAAAUCAACAAACUCCACGGAUUCGGCGUAUUCGUCGAAUACUUCGACCCAAAACGGCCCCGAUUGCGGCGUAGUUGUGCCACGAAGACCCAGUCCUCUGCAGGCGCAUUCCCAAGCGAGCCCGCUGGGUCACGUGCCAAGUCCGGCUUAUCCGAUGUACAACAGCCCGAUGACAACAAUGUCAUCACCCUCACCUUUGCAACAGCACAAUGAGAAUAACGGUAAUAAUCAUUGUGCCACCGGUGCAACGUACAAAUCAACGGUCGUUCAGCAACAACAGCAGCAGCAACAGCAGCAAGUGACUCCACCGUCGCCGUUGGACGUCACCGUGCCUAGACCGUCCUCGCAGGGCCAAGUAGCAUAUUCGUCGGUGAUCACUAGAGUUUUGGGAAAUCCAGAAAAUUCUAAAGCAGCUUACAACACCGGUGAAAAUAGGAAUUACGAGAGACAGCAGGAAUUCGGGCAGAAGCAGCAACAGGUCUGUUGGGAAAAUGAGAAUCGUCAGGCGACGAACAGAAAAUUUUCUGUUACCACGUAUGCCGCUAACACAUCCGACAUGAAUCCACAAAGUUUACCAGCCCAGCAACAAGCUCAAAGAGUUCUUAAUAUAUCGGAGAGACAACAAGCUUAUUUCGACUCGAGUCAGGUUACCCUUCAAGAUUUAAGCAGUUGCCGCGGUGAUCCGAUGAGUAUCGUUAAGAAUUUACAGAAUUUGCAGCAAGGUGCCUGUCAGAUGCAGCAACAGGGGGCACCGGGUGCUUCGGGAACGACGUCGGCGUCGAAUGCCUCGACGACAGGGCCGAGCGAUGUUCUGAAACAGGUCGAGGAAAGACAACGCAAGACAGACGCACCCAACAAAAAGAGACGAAGCUUCGAAAAAACUGGACACGCCACAUCGACCCUCAAUGACCUCGCUGGUGCCGCCGCUAUGACGGAAUAUUUGAGUAGAAUACCGCCUCCGGCUCAUCAUAAUUCCAAUCAACAGACUCAAAAUGGUUACUUCGAUUUUGAAAGAUGGAAUCUUGCUCCUCCUCAAGCCAAAAUAUUUUCUGGUUCUCCUGCCUCAUUUGGCGGGCAAACGGGUCUUCAUCACACGGGAAAUUUCGUCGGUAAUCCGGCUCAUCAACACCAAUCUUUGAUGGUACCGCAUCAUCAUGCUCCACCACCGAUACCCUAUUUUCCAGCGUUUCACAUACCUCCAGGACAUCAUCCGCAUCAUCCUACCCACGAAUAUCAAUCUUCCGGUACCGUCGAGAUAACACCCGUGCCCUUCAACGAAAACUCCAAUCCACCGGCUCAGAGCGGUACUUCUUGUUAUCAGGAAGUCCGAGAGGACCAGCCUAAAGUAAUUGUACCCAAUAUCGAAGAAGAACUUGGAUUUUUGCAGCAAGAACACAGUGUAGCCGGCAGUGGUCAUCGCGACACUAAGAUAUCCGGAAAAGAUCCUAAUACAGGCUUCAUGACGAGUUACCUCAAAUUUCUUCAAGGUGACAGAGAACCUUCUCCACCAUUGGCUCAACGAACAGGUAGAAAAGCAACGUGGAACAAAACGAAGCCAUACGUACCGCCUGUACCUCUCAAGAAACCCAAUGAACCCACGACGAACGGUGAAGUUUCGAAAAGUUUUACCUCCGAUAAACCAACCACGACAACCACCAAGGAACCGGUUAUCGAUUAUGCCAACGAUCCGAGAUAUUUUCCAUUGCCGAAGGAAAGAAAAAAUUUCGAUUCGAGCGACGACGGUAUUACCAGUGACGAUGACUUUCCGUUUCAUACGAGGAAACCUGAAAUCAAAAAACCAUCGUCCUCUGCACACCCACCGGUUACCGAAAGCUCUAAAGUUGAUGUUGUUAAACCCAAGAAAGGGAGACCACCGAAACAUGGUAGUGCUGCUGACAGAAAAAGAAAAGCUGCUGCCAGUGCUGAAUUUGGUAGCGGGAAAUACAGAAAACACGACGAAGAAAUCAUAGAGUUGCCGCCGAGAAGAGAAACGUCGAAAAGAAAAGCCAAGGAAAAAAUACCGAAACGGGUAGUGGAAAUUUCGGACGAGGAAGAACAAGGAGACUCUGAUUCUGAUCCGGCGUGGACUCCAGCGGCUACGCUGAUCGGCGAGGAGGAAGAAAAAAAGAAGAAGCGUGGUCGUCCGGUGAUAUCGAAAAAAUCAAAGCGUUUACUCGAUGAGGAGGGUUAUUCUUCUGGCGAUGUCGUUGUCCUGAAAAGUCGCGGUCGAAAGAAGCACGACGGAUCUUCGAGCAGCAAAAUGUCGUGCAAAAUCGAUGAAAAACUUUUAGCCGCUGUCAGCGACGAAGAUAUCGAUAUUUCACCUUUCAAGCGUGCUGUUGAGGAUUCUGAAGAUCGGUCUGGCGAGUUCGUAGUGAUAAAAGCCGAUUUGGAGGAAGAAUUCCCACCUUUGUGGCGGAUCGAUGGUAAAACUUUACUGCAAAAGUACGAACCUUUUCAGUCUGAAGGCAAAACUUUGUACAGAAACAUAUCUACGUAUUCGGGCUGGGCACCACAAAAUCGACACAUAUAUCAGCAAGUACCCGUGAAAUUCUGGCAGCAAGGGAAAUUGGAGACAGUCGUUGAAUUUUUGCGUGAUGAAAUGAUCAUUGACGACAGCGAAUGCAUAGACAGAUCGAUGAAGGAAACGGAAAAGUUCCAGGACAACUUUGAAGUGUACAUACAAACUCUUAUAUCCCAGGCGCUGGACUCGAAUUUCCUGACAGAAAUAUUUCAGGAGCAAGAUGAUUAUUUCCUGUCGAAUGUAAAGACUGUGGACGAAAUCACAGAGGAGAGGAAACGACGAUUGUUGUCGACGACGAAAUGGCAGCCUCAUACUAUCACAGCAUUAUUAACGUGGCCGUGUCUCAACGUUUUGAAGGAUCUUAUGCAAUCGGAAACGAAGGGCAAACAGUGCAUAGGUUGUCAACAAAAUAAGGUGCAUGCUAGAAUCUUGCUGUAUGGACAACCGUAUAAUGCAACAACCCUUGAAGGUGCACCACCAGACCCGAGAGUGCCUCAAGAAAAGGACUUUUUGUUCUGUCGAGUUUGCCAAGCAAAAGUAAUGCUCUACAACAAAGUUGCGCAUCAAAAGUAUCUGAUGUUCGUGGAAUGCGCGAGGAGAGUGGCAGAUAAGAGAUUGGCAGAUCCUCACAAAGACACAACGAUAAUACUCAACGAGCUACUUGCUGAUGAGGCCUGGCUAAACCAGUUGUUUAAAGAAGUUCGUGGCAUUUGGGCGGAAAUAGACAGCAUAGAGCAGCAAACGAAGACAAAACUCAACGCUUUUACCUCCUCGAAUGCCACACGAAAAGCGGAUCUAACGAGUUCAACGCAAGCUUCCAUCGAUACAACGCCUACGAAUGUCGUCAAUCAAACGAGUAUCGAUUCACACGUGCCUAUUUCGUCAGCUAUGAACUCGAGUCAGUCGGAUGCUUCGACGAUUCUUGACUCGAACCAAAUGGCAAUAACACCAUCGUCUUAGUUGUCAACUUCUUCUCCGUACAGUUUAUCCACGCCAAAGGAUUUAUAAAAUCCCAUCGUGAAUGUGAUACGAGAUGCGUGAAAAACAUAACAAAAGGACCCAAACAAAGUGAAAAGAAACUGAGAUAAUGAACGGCACGACGAAUUGAUAAUGAACUUUUUUCAAAGUGUUUGGUCCCACGUUUAUAUCGCCAAAUACUGUGAGGGACGAACGUCAAAAAGGAAGUGUCGGGAUCGUUUACAAGGAUCUCGACCGAUCUUGUGAUAAAAUUUGAUCGCGAAUGCAGACUCUUUCUAUUCGCCAUCUCAACGAAAAAGAAUGAGGGUGAUUUUAAUACCGAAUGUCGGGAGUGACGAAAUCGACAAACAACCCCUGAGAAAAAUGAAAACUCACUCGCAGCACGUGUGUAAUAAUCUAAAAUGACGUGAAUGACUGCUGACGGUAUUGUGGACGGUACGAGAUGAUCUUUCAUUUGCCAUUUACGGUAGCUGUAACCAUAAAAAAAAAAAAACACGUACGAAUGUCGGUGUGAAUAUAGAUUUUUAGGUUAUAGUAUUUACCGCAAAAAAGGGGAAAGGAGGAUCAUGUUAUUACAGAAAAGAAAGCGACGUCUGCAAGCUGAUUGUAACAUCCUCGAAUUUGUUUUAUACUUGCAACGUUGACAACUCAUUUGGUCGCCUGACAAAUGAAAUUGAGCAUAAUUUACAAUGUAACGAAGGAACUCAUUAGAAUCAUAAGAAUUUGUAUAAAAUAUCUUAAACAUACACAUACACAAUUUGUGUAAUCACCUAAUAUUCGAUAUUAAGAUUCAACCUUUUUUUUCUGUUUUAAUAUUAUUGAAUAGAAAUGACCGAUCGCUCUAUUCUUAUCUCAGAAGAAAACAAAAAUUGUUAAAAAUUCAGUCGAACUCGCUCUGUUCUCAUAUUUAUUGGUUAUUGUCCAUCAUGAUAUUGUUUUUCUUUGUAUGGGAUGUGUACAUAAAUCAUCGAGGGCGAGUAAAUUUGUCAAGGACUAAAGAAUCUUACAGAAUAUUGAAGUUUUCCUUCCUCCUCUCUUAAUCUUAUUUUCUGCAUUCUUCCAUCACAAGAGUGAACCUUCUUAUUUCUAUCUCCUUCUUUAUUCUUUUAACCAUCUUUUUUUUCAAGCGAUCUAGACACACACACACACACAUUUUGCGUCAAUGCUGACCUAGCUUUUAAAUAUACUUUCCAAUAGAACAUAGAUAAUAUAACGACAAAAAAAAAUGAAUGAUGCUCGCUACCAGUUGUACAGUAACCGGAAAAACCAACUCCAGGAUAUAUUUUGUAAGUGGCCCAACUUUUCAUUAUUAUUGCCACUUAAUUCAAAUGAUUAAAAUUAUUAUUAUUAUUAUUGUCAUUAUUAUCGUAAUAUUGUUUUGAGCCUGAAGCAAUUUAAGGUUUUAACCUGUUUCCAGAUUUGUUGUAGGAGGAAAAAAGCUUAAAGAAAAUGAACCGCAAUGAACUGAUGGUUAUCUCGAGGGAAACAUAACGGAGACCGGGUGAUAUGUGAGACGCGCGAAUGUAUUUUUCGAAAAUGAUGUAUGAAAUUAUAUUUGUAAAUUGUAAAGAAUAUAUAUUUAGGGUCGAGAAUGAAAGUCGAUGAUACAGUGUGAUUCGGAAAAUCAGCAUGUUUCAUGAAUUUGAAUAUCGGUGCGAAAAUCGAAAUUAUGUUACACGUACACACAAUGAAGAAACGAGCAAUGGGAAUUUGAAGUAAUAGUAAUAAAUAAAAGAAAGAAAGAACUCGGAUCUCUGCGAAAUACUUGAGAAAAUGCAGGCAUUUGGACAAUUAGAAGGAUCAUGAACGAAUAAAGGAAACCCCCAAGCAGA
Venturia canescens is the source of this 7881-nucleotide messenger RNA. RefSeq lists its product as uncharacterized. The transcript is spliced from 11 exons. Gene Ontology annotation, cellular component: nucleus. The record is from RefSeq and is a predicted model, not a curated record. The coding region runs from base 980 to 6031 and encodes 1683 amino acids. Lineage: Eukaryota; Metazoa; Arthropoda; Insecta; Hymenoptera; Ichneumonidae.